CUCAAACUUGCCAAUGGGUUUUCUCAGCAAAAUCUCCGAGCUCCAUGAUAGGGCUCGCAGUCGUGAAAAGCUCAAGAAGAACAAGCAAUUACAGACGGUGGAGAUAAAAGUGAAGAUAGACUGCGAAGGCUGCGAGAGAAGAGUGAAGAAAUCGGUGGAAGGCAUGAAGGGAGUGACUAGUGUUGAAGUGGAUCCCAAGCAAAGCAAGCUCACUGUUAUUGGCUACGUGGACCCCAAUAAGCUGCUGCAUCGUGUUAGGCAUCGAACGGGGAAGAAAGCUGAUCUCUGGCCGUAUAUACCGUACGACGUCGUUGAGCAUCCAUACGCCCCUGUGGCUUAUGACAGGAAGGCACCACCAGGGUACGUGAAGAACGUUCUGGCUGACCCUGAAGCUGCUACUCUCGCACGUGCCAGCUCCACCGAGGUCAGGUAUACGACGGCGUUUAGCGACGAAAAUCCAAAUGCUUGUGUGCUUAUGUAAAUCAUGGUAUAAGCGAUUACUUUGGUUUUUUUACCUUCAUCAUUUGUAAAUUUUGGUUGAUCCUAGUAAAUAGUAAACCUUGUAUAAAUUGUGUAACUAUGAGUGGAAUGGUGAAUUUUUUUUUCAUUUUUGUUUGGCUGUAUGUUUAACAAAAUUAAUUAUAUUUACUUAUUCGAG
Messenger RNA from Fragaria vesca subsp. vesca, 658 nucleotides. RefSeq names its product heavy metal-associated isoprenylated plant protein 26-like. NCBI's taxonomy places the organism in Eukaryota, Viridiplantae, Streptophyta, Magnoliopsida, Rosales, Rosaceae. The coding region runs from base 14 to 481 and encodes 155 amino acids. The record is from RefSeq and is a predicted model, not a curated record. The transcript is spliced from 2 exons. Gene Ontology annotation, molecular function: metal ion binding.